Molecule: messenger RNA, 1581 nt
Organism: Adineta steineri
Lineage: Eukaryota; Metazoa; Rotifera; Eurotatoria; Adinetida; Adinetidae
Source: the annotation of a GenBank genome assembly
GCUAGUCUUGCUGUUAGUGUACAGUAUGAAAAAAAAUUUAAUAAACGUUUAAUUACAUCAAUUAUUUAUCCACAAAAUAAACAAGGUGAACCAGUUUAUAAUCCAUGUGGAAAAUAUAUGGUUCGAUUUCAUCUUAAUGGUGUUUGGAGAAAAGUUAUUAUUGAUGAUACUCUACCAACUGAUCGUUCAAAUCGUCUACUUUGUUCAUCAACAACUAAUAAAAAUGAAAUUUGGGUUAGUUUAUUAGAAAAAGCAUAUAUGAAAGUUAUGGGUGGAUAUGAUUUUCCUGGUUCGAAUUCAACAGUUGAUCUUCAUGCAUUGACCGGAUGGAUACCAGAACUCGUUUCUAUUCAUCAUGACGAACCAAAAUUUGAUAAAGAUAAAGAAUUUGAUCGUAUGUUUGAACGUUUUCAUGCUGGACAUGUACUUAUCACAGUUGCUACACCAAAUAUACCAAAAGAUGAAGAAGAUCGUAGUGGUCUUGUUUCAAGUCAUGCAUAUGCUUUACUUGAUAUGCGUCAAAUUGGUGGUCAUAAAUUAAUAAUGUUAAAAAAUCCUUGGUCACAUUUAGAAUGGAAAGGUAAUUUUAGUGAUUUUGAUACUCGAAAUUGGACACCCGAAUUAGUAAAAGCACUUAAUUAUGAUCCUAAAUUACAAGUCGAUGUUGAUAAUGGUGUUUUCUGGAUUGAUUAUAAUAGUUUAUGUCAUCAUUUUGAAAAUUUCUAUCUUAAUUGGUCUCCAUCAUUAUUUUCUUAUACAUCAUGUAUUCACAAUUCGUGGCCAGCUCGACAAGGACCAGUGAAAGAUCUUUAUAAUCUUGGUGACAAUCCGCAAUAUGUACUUCGUAUUAAUCCAAAAGCACGCUCAUCAAUUUGGGUUCUUUUAACACGACAUAUAACUGAACGACAAGAUUUUGCUGUAAAUCGUGUAUUUAUAACAUUAUUUGUUUAUAAAAAUGGUGGAAAUAAAGUUUAUUAUCCAAAUGAAAUCAAACCUGUACAAGAUGGUGUUAAAACAAAUUCAGCACAUUAUCUGGUUAAACUUGUUACCGAUGAUGCUGAUAUAAAUGGACAAACAUUAUAUACACUUGUGGUUUCUCAAUAUGAAAAAAAUGUUGAUAUUUAUUAUUCGUUACGUGUUUAUUCAACGUGUGAAUUUAGUUUAACCCCAGUUCCAGAUUAUUAUAAUCCACGUUAUCAACAAGAAAUAACAGGUGAAUGGAAAGGUAAAACAGCUGGCGGUUGUCCAAAUAAUCCUUCGACAUAUAAAAAUAAUCCACUCUAUCAACUUGUAUUAAAUAAUCGUGAAGGAACUAAUCAUGUUAAAAUUGAAUUACGUGCACCAAAACAAUUUCAAGUUGGAUUUGAAGUCAUAUGUACAGAAACAAAAAUUUCUAAUGCUCCUGGAGAAUUUCAUAAAACAGAAUCCGGUGCAUAUCGAUCAGGAUUUUGUGUAUUAACACUUGAUAAUAUACCCGGUGGUACAUAUACAAUUCGUCCGGCUACAUUUGAUCCUAAUCGUGAAUCAGCUUUCUUUCUUCAUAUAGCAUCGUCUCAUUCGUGCACAUUAACAAAAUUAUGA